UAUUAUAACGUUCCAUGGUGGUGAUUAGGGCUGGACGUUCGGUUAUCGGUUGCCGGUUAACCGGCCGGUUAAACCGAUAACCGACGGUUACCGGUUAACCGACUAACCGAAAAUUACAAAAUCGGGCGGUGUUCGGUAGCGAGGUCAGCUUUACCGGUUAACCGGCUAACCGGCGGUGGUAACCGCCGGUUAACCGGCAAAACUAACCCCCUCCCCCUUCAAUCCUAAAACUACGCCGCCCUCCUCUUCCGCAAAAACCCUAAUCGAGCCCCUUCAAUCCUAAAACUACGCCGACGAGUUACCAGUAAUCCAGUAUCCAUUUCAACCCGCCACUUGACGCGAUUGCCUUCAUUUUCGGAUCAAAGGAAUCCCCACUCUCCUCGUCGAUAACCUCCCUAGGCAAUCGUCGGAAGUCAACCCUAAGCUCCGAUGGAUUCGACCGGCGAAGUAAGCGGAGGCGGAAAAGGAGAAGCAGCAGAAGCAGAAGGAGAAGGAAAGUGGUGGAGAAUCAUUCUUAAGCGCCAUCCAUUUUCAUGGGUUGUGAACAGGGGAGCAUUCUUACUUGGAAGUGGUGGAGAAUUCGACCAAGAGAGGGGAAGUGAGGGUGAUCGUCGAAUUGAAUUUCCGGUCGGAGUUCGAGAUGGCGAGGGCGAGCGACGAAUACAACCACCUAAUCGCCCGGCUGCCGGAGGUGUUUGUCGGCAGGGUAGACCGGCUGAAGAAUCUGAUCAAGAUGCUCUGCUCCGCCGCCGAGGCUUGUUCCAAGGAGAAGAAGAUUCACCUGGCGCCGUGGAGGAAGUACGAGUACAUGAAGUCCAAGUGGUUCGGUGGGUCGUGCGAGAGACUUGUUCCAAGGAGAAGAAGAUUCACCAGUCGGUUACCACGGUUAACCGAGCAACUAACCGGUAACCGACCGGUCGGUUGCCGGCUAACCGAUGACUUCCGUCGGGCGGUUGGCGGUAAGCGAGACUGGCGUCGCGGUUAACCGGUAACCGACAUUUCGGUUAUCGGUUAUAACCGAUCUAACCGAAAAUCCAGCCCUAGUGGUGAUAUAUGACUCUAAUGUUCAAUCCAUGAUUAGUUCUCUAAUUCGCAUUGACGUUUCAUGUUUAUUACUCGUCCUAAUCUUAUUACUUGUAGAUAAACUAUUUCGCUAAUUAAUAAAAUACAUAAAAAUUAUUGGAAUUUCCAGAAUUCUUUCUUGUCAUAUUUAGCAAACCGUAUGUUGCAUGGAUUAUACACACGUCACAUGUUGUAAUAUUUUACGAACCAAAUGACCCAACUAGGGAAUUUUUGCUUAUCUAAGGAGUGAACUUUGAUUUAGGGUCGAGUUUAAUUUCUCGAGUUUGAGGAUGUUGUGUAUGAUUACAAUUCAUGAGCCAAGAUUGAGAUGGAUAGAAGAAAACUUAGAACUUUGUAUCAACGAAUUGGAAGUUUUUCAUUCGUGAUUUCGAGAAUUACUGGAAUCUAAAUAUUUAGAUUCUAAACAAUUCAAAGAUUCUAACUCUCCAAAUUGUUGAAGUUUUUUUUAAAAAUGUUCCUUAUUUGGUAACUAUUAUUAAUGUUAAAAAAAAUAUAAUUGCACUUUUUUAUCAAAUAACUUGUACCAUAGACAAGCGAAUCAGAGAGGCUUGAAAAAUAUGAGAAAUUAUUUGUAAGGAUAUCUAGUGGGAUUGAUAUAAAAAGGAAAGUAUAAAAUACGAGGAUAAAAAUUCUCAUAAAUGUAGAUUCUCUCAUCACUAGAUUUUAGAAAUUUAAAAUCUAUGUACCUGAAAUUUACUAUAAAAGAACAGUAAUGAACAUAAUUUUCUGUUGAAUCUAUUGAUUCGAUGAAUCCAUAGCCCAAAUCUUUUUCUCCAACUCAAUGUUUUUAUUAGAUGAAUAGCUAACCUUCACACAUAAAUACAUUGGGCAAUAUGACUUGGUUUUUUGGUACCUAUUGAAAUGGUGUUUUGUGUUUAUGGAAUCAGGGUUCUGUUUCACAUGACAAUCUCAAAUUUUCUUCAGGAGUGGUGGAUUAUGCGGGCUAGCUAGGUGCAAUUCAAAUGUUUGACAAAAGUGUGAGGGAUUGUGCUGGAAGAAUAGUAUAUGAUGUAUAUAUGUAGAACAGUUGUAUCCACAAGUUGUAUGCUCGAAAGGUUCUCACCAAUAGGCAUAAAACGUAAAAUCAAUACGAAAUGAAUUUAUUAGGGUGUCCAAUUUCUUUUUCCAAUUUUAGAGGUAAUUUCCCAUAUAAAUCCUAAUCCUCCUAACAAUAAUAUAAAGAGGUUCUUCAUGAGAACAUAAUUAAUUCUAAAUUUCGUGUCUUUCGAGUGAAUUUAGGAGGGACAUCUUUGUCAUUUUAAUUGAUAAAACCUCAAACAGAAUACUUUAUUAACUAUACUAAUGAAAAAUAAAAAGAUGUCGUUGGUAACUUCUGUAAAACUAAUAUUAAACUAUUACUUUAGUUAGGAAAGAUAGUAUUUUUAUAUUUUAGCCAAGAGUUGUGCGUGUCUAUAUAUGUUCAAUUUUUCAAUUUAAUUUAAUUUUAAUAGAAGAUUAAGAGUAUGAGACAAAGUCUUAUAUGUGAGACUUUUCUAAUUAAUUAAUUAAUUAUUAAUAAAUUAACUAAACACACCAAAUAUAACUUUGAAUUUGAGUUUUUUUUAUAAAAACAUAUACAAAAAAAUCAAAGUGUUAAUAAGAAUUCAUAAUGGUGAGAAGGUUUAUGAAUCAAUAAUUAUUUAAUUAAUUAUUAGUGUAUUCCUCAGUUAUUUUUUUGGGUAUUGAUUUUUUUUUAGAGUUACGAAAUGUAGAUCACAAUCUCCAUCUAGAAACUAGAAGUUCACUGUUAAAACCACUAACUAGAUAAUUUCUUUCUUAAGUUCAUUUUUCGGGAAAUGAAAAAAAAUUAUGAGAUCAUACCACCUUAGAUCUAGGUUGGUGAUAUAUAAAUUUUUUUUAUCAUAGUGGCAAAUUAGAAACUCCGUUUGCUUUCUUUUUCAUAACUUUUGGUUUUGAUCAGUUAUUAGUGAAAGAAUUAUAUUUGUGAGAUGAUAAUUCUUAUCAAAAUUUCAUUUAACAGUAACAUAUUAUUUUGUUAUGUUAUAACUGUUUCAAUAUUAUUUUGAGCUUUUAAGUUAAUUCAUACUAUUAUUGAGUACUAUAUUUAUUGAUUCUACGCCUAAAAAAUAUAUUCACCUUGGAAACUAGAAGUUCACUGUUAAAACUUAAAACCACUAACUAGAUAAUUUCUUUCUUAAGUUCAUUUUUCGGGAAAUGAAAAAAAAUUAUGAGAUCAUACCACCUUAGAUCUAGGUUUGUGAUAUAUAAUUUUUUUUAUCAUAGUGGCAAAUUAGAAACUCCGUUUGCUUUCUUUUUCAUAACUUUUGGUUUUGAUCAAUUAUUAGUGAAAGAAUUAUAUUUGUGAGAUGAUAAUUCUUAUCGAAAUUUCAUUUAACAGUAACAUAUUAUUUUGUUAUGUUAUAACUGUUUCAAUAUUAUUUUGAGCUUUUAAGUUAAUUCAUACUAUUAUUGAGUACUAUAUUUAUUGAUUCCACGCCUAAAAAAUAUAUUCACCUUGGAGAAUUAUCUUAUUGACAAAACAGUGUUUUGGUACAAUAUUCAAACAACCAAGUAAAAGGGAUGAACUUUUGGUGCACAACCUCAUUUAGUUAUAGCUGCAAAAAUCUCAAGAGCUAUAGUUAAUAGAUUUUUAAUUCAUGCAAAUAUAGCAUAUUAUAUCUCAUUCGUUUCAACACUGAUUUUAAAUUGAUUAGGAAACCCAUUUUAAGUCAAACUUGCCAAGAAAAGUUGUAGAAGACUUUGAUGAGUAAUUUUAUAAAUAUUUUGCCACAACACCAAAGACAAUAGUAGUUAGGUAAAUUUUUUACCCCUAUUCUUCUAUUGUUUUUAACAUCAAGUUCAUUUAUUAGAGAAAAAAAUAACAUACCCACUAAAACAUAAAUUUUUUAACCAAAUAAUGUAUCUCAUUUAUUUUUAUUCUGUAAUUUCAGAAUUAGCGGUGAGUUGUAGACAAUAUUUGUUUAAUCUAACUUCAUUGUUCAUAUAGUGAGGAAGCUAUAAUUUUUGGAAUGUCUAUUGAGAAACUACUCAAAGAAAGUGACAAAAUGAGAGAAUCUUCACCUUCUCAUCACAUACAAAUCGAGAGCAUGAAGUUAAAUUUUAGAUCAAGCCCAUUGAUUAUUACAACUUCGCAAACCCCAUAUAUGGGUACAUAGUUUUGAAGAUAAGGAAGGAUGAAGUAGAGCGCUCUCAAACAAAGUGCAUUACAUGUAUUAGGUAAAUUUAAGUUUGUGAAAAUGGAUUUUUUCAAUAUAAAAAGUUUUGCCAUUAAACUUUGGCAUUAAGUGAAAUGUACGAGGAGAAGGAAGAGUAUGUUAAUAUCAAGGGUAAGAGAUGUUGUAUGAGGUGAAAUUAUACUACCGUGAAAAGAUGUUUCACAUUACCAAACUUUUUACUAUUAAAAAUUGGUUAUCAAUGAAAUGCAAGAGAAGAAAGAAGAGACUAUUGAUAGUGUAUAUUAAGUUUCUCUAAUGAAUUUGUGUGGAGAAGAUGCUCUGGAUGGCGAGCAAUUAUUAAGUUUUUUAGGAAUCAACGUCAUGCAUGAGUUGUGUUAUUUACAUUUAAAAGGACUUUUGUCUGUUAAUGAUCAUGAUGUUGUAAAAAUUAUAAUGUAUGUAGUUUUUUAUAUAUUUUUAAUAAUUGAAUAAUUUGAAUUCAUCAUGAUAUCAAAUAAAUGAUUCGAAUAAUUAUUAUUCCAGUGAUGUAAUUCAUCCGGCCAACGGGCGGGCCUUAAUUCUAUUGGAGAAGUAGAGAUUAGGAAAUAAAGUGGAGCUCCUUUAGAGAAUUGGAGUCUGAAUCUCAGAACAAAUUUAUUGUUUGACAACCGUGAUUCUCUCGUAUAAAUGAAAAAAAAGUAAAUUAAGCAUAUCGAAAUACAAAUUUUCUUUCUUUGACAGAGAUUUGAUAUUCCUAUGUUUCAGAGAUUUUAAAUAUCUAACGUUUGAAUUUCAUAUGCUAAAUUCAACAAAACAAAACAUGACUUUCUCGCAAAUCUGAAAUCACAAGUUUGCUUUCAUAUCUAAAUUCUUUUCGAUUCGUCAAUUAUUGUCAUGUCAUCUCUAUCUGCUUACACUGUGAAGAGGAGGUUCACUAUUUGUCAUGUCGAGGGUGGAGCGACUAUAUAUAUUGCCAACUGGUUGAAGGAAAGAAGUUUUGGUUAUGAGAAUUUUGAUUUAUGAGAGAACGUCGACUUACGAGAAUUUUUAUAUAUGUUAAAACUUAGUUAGAUCAUUUGAUAUAUGUUAAAGCUUUUAUGGCUUUGACACCUAAUCCCACACCAAAAUUAUCAAGGAAUGAUUAAAUGAAACCGUGCUCUACACAUUUGUGCAAUUAAGCAAUGAACUAGGCAACAAUAAUUGUAUAGAAUAAUAUUGAACGAAAACGGCUUGAAUUUCUUAUUAUUUAAUUUUAGAUAAGAGAAGUGAUCAAAUUUGUAUCAUAUGUACCUCCGCGUACAAGCCGUGUUUGCCUAAAAUAUAUUCCCAUUUUAAUUGUCGUCAUUCUGAGAUUUAUUUAUAUUAUUUUUUUUAUUUACCUUGUUCCCCAACUUCUCAUCCAUUUUCCCGUUUAAUCACUUCUUUUUUAGUGUCAGCUUCUCAGAGCUAUUUAAUUUGUUGCGUUGCUUGGAUGAUCCAAUAUUAAUAUAUGAUGAGAAAUAUUUGUGUAAAUUUUAAGGAGAGGUGAAAAGUUAAUGAUGAAGAGGGAAAACUGAGGUAAAGGGACAAACAAAUUCAGCUCAAUUUUGUAAGGAGUUUGAUCCAUGUAGUUGGGGAGAAUAGCUAAUACCUCGUGAAAUAUUCUAUUUUUCAAAUUUCUUAUAAAUAUUUACAGAUAGAAUUUUAAUUAUUUUCGGACGUUGAUGAGAGGAUCAUGCCUCAACGUGACUCCACUAUUGUGAAAACUGAAAAGUACCAGAUUUAUUGUUUCCUGAUAAUUUUAAUUUAUCUCGCUAUCUUGUUGAUGUGGUUGUCACCAUUUAACUACUAUUUUAGACUAUCGAUUCAAACAAAAACCAACUCAUGGACUCGAAAUUUUGUGCAGACACAUCGUGUCAUGUGCUUUAAAUCAACGGUUAAUAUCGAGAACCGUGAGAACUUGAACACCGGAACUCAAGGACAAAUAAGCUCUAGUAUCAUGUCAUAAAACCAACCAACUGAUUCGAAUAAUUCAAACUGUUGUGGAUCUUAACCAAUUUCUCGAACUAAUUAUAAGUGUAUGAUAUUGAACAUACAUUAAAAUUUAAAAUGCAGUGAAUAUUUGCUAACCUCUUGAACAAACCAUAACUUUUUCUUUAAACAAAACCAAGGAAACCAUUACACCUGCCAAUUGCCAUUGGUUGACCACAAUAAUUGAUAAAUUCAACCAUGUCAUGAAUUGAAGAAUAUUUAACUCCCUGAUUGUACUAAGAUUCUAGAUUAGCCCAUGAUAUAAUAAUAAUAAUAAUAUUGUCACUUAAAAAAAAAAUCAAUCAGUAGAACUCACUCAUCGAUUGCCACCUGCACGUGGUCGGUUUUCAACUGUCCAAAGCACAAAUUCGUACAUUCAAUCUGGUUCUGGUACAUCAUCCAUUCAUUAUUGAGUCUAUUAUUAUUUUAUUUAAUAUUAAUCUACCAUCGGCGGCAGAGCUAAAAAAUCAGUUGGUUUUAAUAAUUUGAUUUAUUAGAAUUAAGUGAUUCUUAUAUGUUAAUAAUGUCUUGGUUAAGCAUCUCGAUAUUAAGCAUAUGAUAUUUAGAUGGUGCAAACUAUACCCAAAAAAAUUCAUUUAUGGAUUAUAUACAUUUAACUAACGGUGAGAAGUUUACGUUUGUGGGCUGAGAAUUGAAUAAACCAUCCCACUUGAUUACCCAUAUCAUGUACAAUUGGUUUCGCAAACUUUCAUAACUAAAUAUGGACCUUUAAAUUUAAGUGGACGUAGAAAAUUCAGAUCUAAGAAUUGUGAAUAUUGAAUUCAAUUUAUUUUCCCUAGUUUUCUUAAUUGGUUCUUAUCUUCUUCGUUCUAACUUGGAUUUUAAUUUUUUUUUUUUUGCACAGAUGUAAUGAGUUCGUUGUACUCUACAAAAUGAGAUUCAUUUUCAAUAUUUUUUUAGAAAAAAAAUUCAUACAUAUCGUUACCAACUCUAUACCAUAUGAUAUCUCUUUCGUUUUCAAGUCGUUUUUGAAAAUAUUUGCACAAACGGAACGAGUUUAUCAUGAUCUACUAGAUCUACAAAUUUGUGAGGAAAAAAAUUCAGGAUCAAGAAAUACCACCCCAAACCACCCUGGUAUGAGGUGGUAUCUUAUGGUACACAAUGUUGAAACUCGAAAGUCGUAAACAACAGUUAGUUAUCAUACCAUCAUGUACUCAACCAUCCUAUAGUCUAGUAUAUUCAUACCACCAUGGUAUGCUUUCAUACCAUAUGAUAUGCUCUUUCUUUAAUACCAAUUAAUAUCACCAUGAUAUAGACCAGUAAAAAUGUCUCAUUUUUUUUUUUUUGUUUCAAAAGUAUAUCAAAGUGAAUAUAAUUUUGAAGAGCAUAAUUAAUCUAAUUUAUUUGUGAAAAAAAUUAUAUUAUGAUUUAAAACGAGAGAAAAAUUGUCCUUUAAAAAUACAGGAAAAAGGUUAGAGUUCUUCCAUAAAUGGAAGGAGGGUACUAAUGUGUCAACUGUUGGUUGGAUUAUGCAUGAUUAUUGACCAGUAAGGUCAAAUUUACCCAUGGAUGAAUAUUCAUCAAGAAAUUUAUAAAAAAGUUAAUAACAUAUAUAAGUUGUUUGAAUCCUCAUAACUCUCUUCAAAAGUGUUGUUUUAAUCAUCCUCUUAUUAUUAUUGUAAUUGCAUCUAUCUAUUUUCUUUUAUCACAAUUGCCUCUAUCUAUCUAUCUAUGUUCGAAGACUUAUUAUGGUGAAUGAUUGAAACCAGCCCUAUACUUCCCCUUAACAUGGUUGGCUACUAUUCCGACCGCCCUAAUAAUUGCAUAAAUAAAUCGGCCUUUCUUCUCUUUCCCUAACAAAAGCUAUUUAAAUAUGCAACUAUGGAUAUAAAAUGCUCAAUCAUUGGAGUUCUAUUAUUGUUUUCUGUUUGUUAACAUGUAAUUGUUAAGGGUUAACUAACUUGAAUAUUUUCCUUUUUUUUUCUUCAUGAUUCUCUCCCUAGAAAGCAAUGUUUGUGAAACCGUACCAGAAACCGUACAGUAUAGUAAAAGUGAAUGAUAGGAUAUUUUGUAGUAAAUAUGUGAUUCAACACCUUGGUUCAAUCGUAUUUUACUGCUAAAAUCUCCUACCGUUUGGGAUUCGGUAUCCGGUAUUUUUGGUUGGACAGUCGAGUAUGGUAGGGUUUCCGAAACAAUGCUAGAAAGUAGGGGUGGCUAUACGGUCCGGUCCGGUUAAAUUGGACCAAAUUGAUCCGAUUCCAUUCCGGUCUUUUCGAGAAUAUAAGGACCAAAGAUUGGAUUGGAUACAGUCUGGUCUUGAUCCGGUUCGGUUUUGACCCGGUCCGGUCCCAAUUUUAUCUUGAUUUUAGGUGUUGGGGGUCUCUUAUCCGAUUUUUUUACCUCAAAUCUAAGCACGAAUAUGAGAUUGCAUUGUUUGCUAUCCGGUCCCGGUCCCGAUCCGGGUUAUACGGUAUGGUUUUGGGUAAAACCAAACCGUCCAAGACCAAAUAGCCAGCCUUACUAGAAAGUAUAAAAAAAAGGAUGAAGAAGAAUGGGUGCCACGUUGUAGGGCUGUGAAUGAGUUUAGUCAUUCAUGAGCGACUUCACAUUCGGGUUGGGAAAAACUCGUAUGAAACUCGACUUGUUUACUAAUGAGCCGUUUUUUAACUAAACCUUACUCACUCGCGAGCCAGUUCGACCUGGUGGCUUGUGGGGCUCAACUCUUGAUGAACUAAUUCGUUUUGAGCUCAUGAUCGAGAUGUCUCAACAAUGUGGCUAGCGAGCCAACUCGAUUAACAACUUGUGUGCAAAUCGAUCUAUCUCUUAUGAGUUGGCUUGUUAAUAAUUCAUAGGUUUGUUUCCAUCCGAUCAAACAUCAGUUGAUUCUGAUGUGGCAAAAGUUUUAGUGAGAUGGAAUUUUUUGUGACAUGGAAAGAAGUCAAACAUUUGACACCAUCACCCCCACUAUAUCGACCUGCACUACCCAAAUUCAAGCCACCGCCGACCUGUCGUCAGCUCCCUCGAAAGCAAUCAACUUUCUCCUUCAUUUCCCAAACCAUACUCCCAUACCUAAUAUAACCCACAAUUUAUCGAUACCCAAUUUGUUCGACGGAUCAAAAUGUGACCCAAACCAUGACGCGAUUCGAGUUCCUCCGAAUGGACUCGAAGCCCGAGAACAAAAUACCGUGGGAGGA
Messenger RNA from Linum trigynum, 9385 nucleotides. NCBI's taxonomy places the organism in Eukaryota, Viridiplantae, Streptophyta, Magnoliopsida, Malpighiales, Linaceae. The record is from the annotation of a GenBank genome assembly.